Adineta steineri is the source of this 1737-nucleotide messenger RNA. The record is from the annotation of a GenBank genome assembly. NCBI's taxonomy places the organism in Eukaryota, Metazoa, Rotifera, Eurotatoria, Adinetida, Adinetidae.
CACUGAUCCACAAAAUCUAGUUCUGAUCAAUCUACGAAUUGACUAUCAGCUACGGUCUCCCGCACUGGAAACAGUCUGUCUCUAUGAAUUUGUUAGUCUCUUUCAUCGAAAGUUAUUCACCGACAAGGAUCGACUAAACAUAGAUCGUCCCUCCACAAGUACCGAAGAUGUUCAACUAAAUUCAGGUCGUCCACGUCAAGAAAGAUACUCAUUUAUGAUCGAACAUCAACAAGCAAAGUCUCAUGGCAUAAUUAAACGUCUUAAAUCUAUCGUUCCUGUACUUCUUGGCCCACAGAUUCCACGUAAAGACAGAGAAGAGACUCAAGAACGAUAUAGUCGAGCAAUAGCUACUCUCUUCAUUCCAUGGAGAAGUGUUAAAGAUCUUUGUGUUGUCAAUCAGAGUUGGCGCGAAGCACUUUCAUCUCGACAAGAAAGUAUUUCAACAGAAUCAAAGCAAAUUAUCGAACAUAUUCAACUCUUACAUAAUUGUAAGAAAGAUCGUGACGUACAUCUACAACAAAUUAUCUCAAACGUCCAAGCCAGUGACGAAAUAGAUCCUCGUCUUUUUCCUCGAAACAUGCGCGUAGACGACAGUGACGAGGAUGAUGACGAUUCGGAUCAAAAUGAGACGUAUCUGAAUUUCCUCGAUAGCUUAGCAGAUAAUAAUCAAACGUCUACUAUCAGUCAUCUUUCUGAAAAAGAGCAGCUUUAUCAAGAUGAAGCGCUUCGCUCUCUUCAUCAAGUUGGCCGAUUUUCGAAUUGCACCAGACGUGAUCAACCAUCCAUGGUAUCCACUUCUCUAUCGCAUUUCAGUGUCAAAACCCAGCAUUCAGUACAGCAAAACGCUGCCUGGCAAGCCACCAUAAAAUCUGAUGCUCUUCGAAGACGACAACAGAGUAUCUUAGAGGAUGCUCCUUCGCCACUCAACCAUGCCUCUAAUGAACUUAUCUCAAUCAAUACAACAAACUAUAUUGCAGAAGGUACAGCACGAAUUGACGACCGCGUUCAGUCUGUUGCAACAAACACAUUAGCAAUUCCAACUCGUCGCCAAGUUUGUGAAAAGUUUACGCUCAAUGAUGAACAAGCACGAGCUUUUUACAUCGUUUGUCGGCAUGUUGAUGGAGAAAGUCACCUGAAGAUAGAUGGAAAACAAGAACAAUUGAUUAUGUGCGUACCUGGACCUGGAGGAACAGGUAAAUCCCGUCUUAUCGAUGCUAUCACUUGUUAUUUUGUUGAAACACAACGGAAAGAGAAACUCCGCAAACUCGGUCUAACAGCCGUGUCUGCCUCUCUCAUCGGAGGCCACACGAUUCAUUCUUUCUUAGCUUACGUACGCAGCACUAAACGCCAAAAGAAGACGGUGACAGCAGGGUCAACGAACGUUGAAAACGACUGGAAAACUGUGGAAUAUCUUAUUAUCGACGAAAUUUCAAUGGUCGGACUUAGAUUAAUAGCUCGAUUAAAUGAAAUACUCACUCUUGGAAAGCGAGCGCCACCAGAAAUACCGUUUGGUGGUAUUAAUGUAAUUCUGCUCGGCGAUUAUAUACAGUAUAUGCCAGUCCUCGACAAACCUCUCUAUUCAAAUCUCGACUCUAGCUCUUCUACUCGCUUGGGUACCGACACUGAUGUUCAGUACAGAGUAGGGCGCUCAUUGGUUCUACAAAUCAAUACAGUCGCUCAGCUAACACAACAGAUGAGAACUGAAGAUCAAAAGUACCUAACUUUACUCAAUCACCU